AUGGCAGAGAUCCAAUUAAGUAUUAUUGUUUAUGGUGAUGCUGAAAUUCUCGAAUCAACAGAAUUAUAUUGCCCUACUCCUAUGACUAUUGUCCAUGAUGUAUCAGUACUACUCCGUAAGAUCGACAGAAAUUUGCAGCUUCCUGAUUCAAGAGUAAAACGUUACUUUGUAUUACUUCUCGAAUCGAUCGGAAAAGAUGAGGACGAUUUCUAUGAAAAAAUAGAGGAGAAUCCUCAAGUAUUAUCAGUGUUUCGUCUUUGGAAUGAAAAUUUUAUACCUACACUCAAAAUCAGCAAGUUAUAUUAUAUAACACAGGAAUCGAUUGGUCUCGCCUUAACGUUCAGUACCAUUCAGUUUCUAAGAAAUGAAGCUGAAAAGCAAACCAAACUAGAUCAAAUCCCAUUGGCAAAGCUCUAUUUAAGAAAAGCAGAGAAGACCAAAGAUUGGAUUAUGUCAAACGUAAGAGCUGAACCAUGUCAUAUAUUAUUAAUACCUCUCAAUACCAAUGCUAGCCAUUUGACUAAUACUAUACAAAAUUUACAACAAUAUUGUACUAAACUCGGUUAUCCGGAAACCAUUAUUUGUUCACUCGAAGAUUAUAUCCCCACAAGUGAAAUAUAUCAUAAGUUACCUUAUGGAAAACUCUUAUUUGAAAAUGAAGAUCCAAGAAAAAUAUGUCGUUGGAUUCGAUAUUUAUCACCCAUACGUAUGUAUCUGUAUGGUAAUGAGCAGAUAAUACCUAGCGAAUGGAGUAAAUUAAUGAUUGCCAAUGAAAUUGAUCAUCGCGCUAAACUCAUUUUCAAUGAUGAUGAUUGGUGUACAUUUCUUGAAAAUGAAAUCAUUAAAGACGAUAUUAAAUGGAAUUUUUCUGCUAAACAUGGCCGCACAUGGAAAAUGACUCAGUUGAUGCCAAUUAAAUUAAAUAGUCUAUACGACAAUAUACGAUUUCGAUCUUCGCUCAGACGUGCUCAUAUUACUUAUUUUUCUCGAAUGUCGAUUGUUAGUACACAAAUCUUUGAUUGGUUUGAUGAAUGUUUAGAAAACGGUUUUAUAAGGAACGAGUUCAAACUAGCUAGAUUUGAUAAAGCCAGCACGGCGAUUAAUAGCAAAGACGGAGAAGAAUUUGAUGUUCGCCUAGUAAGAUACGAUAAUAUUGAAGAGACAAGUUUUUCGCCAACUGAUGAUAAUGAUAAAAAUCGUGCGAAAUAUAGCUUACCAUUUUCAUCGAAUCCAAACGAUGAACUAAUGAAUCAUUGUGCAAAUAAACUCGAUCUUACAUACGUGUGGCUUGAAGAUGAGCAUUAUUCGAUUGAAAAACGUUUUCUAUCGAUAAUUCAGCCUAAUCGAUGGAAUCAUUUGUCAAAUAUCAAUGAAUGUCAAUUAUUUAUUCAAAAAAAACGAUUACAAUAUAAUCAAAAAAUAUGUUUAGUUACAUCAAAUUAUUUAGCCAAGCGAUUAUUUACCUAUGAACAUGUAUCUAAUAUUUACGCAGCUUAUUUAUAUUUAAAUGAAAACGAUAUGUUGUCUAAUUGGAUUCAAGAUUUUCCAAUAAUACGAGGCAUCUACACACACUUAGAUUCACUUUUUCUACAAUUUAAUUGUGAUCUUACAACAAACAUUGAAUCAACACCUCCUGAACUACCACAAACAGUCAAUGAAGAUUCAUGGCCAGUAACGUUUUUAGAAACUGAUCAAGACGGAUUUAAACGGCAUCGAUAUUUAAUUGAAAUCGUACUUAAACUACCGCGUACAUUGGAAGCCAAACAAGAAAUGGUUGAUGAAUUACGUCGCGCAUCAGUUGAAAAUAACGUAACCUUCCAGCAGAUUAAUGAUUUUGAACAAAGCUAUCAUUCGAAUGCAGCUAUACAAUGGUAUACACGUGAUACGUUUCUCUGUCGUCUAUUAAAUCGAGCAUUACGUUGCGAAGAUGUUGAAUCCAUAAUAAAAUAUCGGUUUUUCAUUGCCGAUUUAUAUCAAAAUCUAGAGGAGUUGCAUCAACAAAUACUUAGUCUAUCUAAUUAUUCACAGCAGCCUAUAUCAACAUGUUAUCGAGGACAACAAAUGCCGUCGUCGGACAUCGAUCUAUAUAGGCAAAACGUUGGAAAAUUAAUAUCGGUCAAUACGUUUUUCUCUACGACAUUGUCAUUGGCCAUAGCAACUAUGUUUGCUGGUGAAUCGAAUCAUGAAAGUAUAACAUCGAAUAAACCGGUCAUAUUCAGUAUUGAAGUCGAUCCGCUCAUUGAAAAUAAACGACCUUAUGCUAAUAUCAAUUGCUUUUCUGCGUAUGAAGGAGAAGAUGAAGUCUUAUUUUCAAUUGGUUCAAUAUUUCGCAUAGAAAAAGUCGAUGUAUUAUCUGACAACGAUCAUAUUAUAGUGAUACACUUAAAAGUGGCCGAUGCAAAUCAACUGCCUCAAGAACUUGCAACGAGUGAUUUUUCAGAAUAUUUGCCCGAACAAACAAUUUUAAAUCCAGUUUAUGCUUGUAUUGGUUUAACAUCUUUAUUUGAAGCGAAUGAGCAAUGUGCUCGCAUAAAAUCGAUACUUGAGGAUGUGGAUGUUCAGUUUUUCGAUAAUAUUGUUGAUUUAGAACAUUAUGCGAAAGUGAUUAAACGAAUUCAGUCGUUUACCAUUUUUAUAGACGCUAAUUUAAACUGUCCGGAAGAGUCGCAACAGAGAAAGGUGCUAUCCUAUGCAGAGAAUGACACACAUUUUAAUGAUCUUAUUUAUCAACUACUAUCCGAGAUGCGAAGUAAUAAAAGAUCCAAAGAACAAGUUAAAGAUUUACUUGUAAAUAUAGCUGCGGUCUAUCAACUUCCAAGAAAUAGUUUCUACUACGUUCACCUCAUACUUUCAUCCACUUCGAAAAAGCAAUCUGAAGAAGAAUUCAAAAGAAAAUUUGCAGAAUCAUCAACCAUUACAACGUUCUAUCAGUUUAAAUCAUGCAUGUAUUUCCUUGAAUCUAUCAGUGAGCCACGUAAAAUCGGAAAUGCGACACUCAUCUUAGAAUCCGAUGAUGCUAACAUUGAUAGUCUACUCGAUCAACUUGAAAAGGUCACUGCUGUAAAACAUAUGUACAUAUGUUCAAAACAUGCUUCUGAUAUUCCAUAUCGGAGAAUUAUUCGUGGAAAAUUUUGUGAUGAAGCUGAUUUAUAUGCGCAACUUUUUUCCGACAAUCUCUCGAAAUCGUUUAUUCAAGCAAACGAGCAAAUCGAUGUGUAUAAGAACAAAAAUAAAGCCAAUCAAUAUUUCGAACAGAUGGAACAAUUCUACCAGCUUAUGAAGGAGUACCAAUGUCAAGAAAACAAUAUUCUCGAAUAA
Molecule: messenger RNA, 3318 nt
Organism: Rotaria socialis
Lineage: Eukaryota; Metazoa; Rotifera; Eurotatoria; Philodinida; Philodinidae
Source: the annotation of a GenBank genome assembly